Messenger RNA from Saccharomyces cerevisiae S288C, 1269 nucleotides. It is a transcript of the gene TEX1, whose product is annotated as Tex1p. Gene Ontology annotation, biological process: mRNA export from nucleus. Gene Ontology annotation, cellular component: nucleus. The record is from RefSeq and is marked reviewed. Lineage: Eukaryota; Fungi; Ascomycota; Saccharomycetes; Saccharomycetales; Saccharomycetaceae. Bases 1 to 1269 code for a protein of 422 amino acids. The transcript has a single exon.
AUGUCGACAAUUGGAGCUGUUGAUAUUCUUAAUCAAAAGACCAUAACUUCUGAAGUGGCUGCCUCAGUGACUUCAAAAUAUCUACAAAGUACGUUUUCUAAAGGUAAUACAAGUCAUAUCGAAGAUAAAAGGUUCAUUCAUGUCAGUUCGCGUUCUCAUUCAAGAUUCACCUCGACUCCCAUAACUCCAAAUGAAAUUCUUUCCCUAAAAUUUCACGUAUCAGGUUCAUCGAUGGCGUAUAGUAGAAUGGAUGGGUCAUUGACCGUUUGGUUUAUUAAAGAUGCAAGUUUUGACAAAUCUGUAGAAGUUUAUAUUCCAGACUGUUGUGGUUCCGAUAAAUUGGCUACUGAUUUGUCCUGGAACCCUACUUCUUUAAAUCAAAUAGCUGUCGUGAGCAAUUCAUCAGAGAUAUCCUUACUCUUAAUCAACGAAAAAUCGCUAACGGCAUCCAAAUUAAGGACCUUGUCAUUGGGAAGCAAGACUAAGGUCAACACAUGUCUUUAUGAUCCAUUAGGAAACUGGUUAUUAGCUGCCACCAAAUCUGAGAAAAUCUACUUGUUUGAUGUGAAAAAGGAUCACAGCUCUGUCUGUUCUUUGAACAUCAGCGAUAUAAGCCAAGAGGAUAAUGACGUUGUGUAUUCCUUAGCAUGGAGCAAUGGUGGAAGUCAUAUAUUUAUUGGCUUUAAGAGUGGUUAUUUGGCCAUUUUAAAAGCAAAACAUGGCAUAUUGGAGGUUUGUACCAAAAUUAAAGCACAUACUGGUCCUAUAACCGAGAUCAAAAUGGACCCAUGGGGAAGAAACUUCAUUACUGGGAGUAUCGAUGGGAAUUGCUACGUAUGGAAUAUGAAGUCACUAUGUUGUGAAUUAAUAAUUAACGAUUUGAACUCUGCGGUAACAACACUAGACGUCUGUCAUUUGGGUAAAAUACUAGGAAUUUGUACAGAAGAUGAAAUGGUAUAUUUCUAUGAUCUUAAUAGUGGUAAUUUACUCCACUCUAAAUCUUUAGCCAAUUACAAAACCGAUCCCGUUUUGAAGUUUUAUCCUGAUAAAUCAUGGUAUAUCAUGUCAGGCAAGAAUGACACACUAUCAAAUCAUUUUGUUAAAAACGAAAAAAAUCUAAUAACUUAUUGGAAAGACAUGUUCGAUAACACGAUGAUUGAAAAACGUAGGAAAAACAACGGUGGAGGCAACAACCACAAUAAAAGGACGAGUAAGAAUACUGAUAGGAUUGGCAAGGAUAGGCCGAGUAGAUUCAACUCAAAAAAAUAA